Messenger RNA from Dentiscutata heterogama, 1452 nucleotides. NCBI's taxonomy places the organism in Eukaryota, Fungi, Glomeromycota, Glomeromycetes, Diversisporales, Gigasporaceae. The record is from the annotation of a GenBank genome assembly.
GUUUCAGAACUUAAUGUUGAAGGGAGAGUGUCUCCUAUAAAACGUACACGUUCACCAGUAAGUAGAAUUAAGGACAGCAUUAGUAAUUACUUUUUUCCUAAUUCUGGAAAGGAUUCAACCCAACUUGUCGAAUUUACGGUCACAGAACAAGAAAGUAAAAUAGAUCAACUUCGUACUUAUUUAGAGGAGUUAGGUCAUCCUUUAGAUACUUUACAACUAGAAAAUUUAUUGAAGAAAAAUUCUUGGAAUGUAAUGGAAGUAGCGGAUUAUUGUACAGAUUUAAUAGAAGCUGAAGAUGGUUUAGUAUCAGAUAUUCAAAAGGAUAUAAUAAUGCUUGGAUCUGAAAAUGAUCGAUUUACUAACAGUUUAAUGUUUGCAAUGUUUGCAAGAACACGGUCUUUUGACGGUUUACUUUUUAUUCAACCUGAAGGAAUAAAUGUGAGAAGUUUACAGACAAAUUUACGAUUAUUUGUGAAUCGACUUCGACAAGGAAAAUAUAUAAGUGCUUAUAUGGUUAAGCAAUUACGCGAAUGUUUGUUUGAUUGUGGAUGGAUUGGUAAAGAUGAAAAUGGAAACCCAACUCAAGAGGAUGCUAGUGAAUUAUUUUUAUUUCUAUCAUGUCUUUAUGAACUUCCAUACCUUCCACUUGGAAUUCAUUUAUUUCACGGAGGAACUAAAGAUCCAAAUGAUGAGCGAGUUAUAACUGAACGUUUGAUACAAGUAGCUAUACCGGGUGAUCCACUUGACGAAACGCCAGUUUCUUUGGAAGAAGUUUUAAUAACACAUUUUCAUGAUAAUGUCGUAUCCGGAAUAAAACGAUUUUCAGCAGAUGAUACUGAGCAAACCGAAAUUCCAGUUUCAGCAUGGCAAGUGCUAAAGCUUUUACCAUUUUAUUCAGCAAGUAAUGAACAAGGUGAAAGAACAAAUGCAAUUGAAUCACAUUUUCCAACCAAUAAUCUGAUUUUACCAUUGGUACUGAAACGAUAUGGUUACAAUGACAAAAUGCAACCAUUUCGAAUAAAGAAGAAAAUAUAUAUUCCUCCAUCAGUAAAUUUUAAUUCCUUUGUAAGUUCAGAUGCAGCUGACGAACAAUGUCAUUGUGGCGUUGACAUUCAAUAUCGUUUAAAACUACGGUCAGUUGUAUGCCAUUAUGGAGAUACACCCACACAUGGACAUUAUAAAGGUUAUACGUUAGACGAUGAACAAGAUCGAUGGUAUCGGCUUGAUGAUUUAGAUGGUGAACAUGUAAAAGAGUUUAGCACAAUACAAGACAUGACUUUACUUUUUAGCGAAUUUAGUCGACAUGGUUAUUUACUUUUUUAUGAAUUGCAACGUUUACAUCCGGGCAUCGUUGAAGAAGAGUUGGCGAUAGAACAUGAUUACUAUGUUGCACAAAAUUUGCAAUUGGUUGAAUUUUUAGAUGGUAAGAAUAAUCAAUGCACGGUGCAGUAG